Messenger RNA from Chlorella variabilis, 222 nucleotides. RefSeq lists its product as hypothetical. NCBI's taxonomy places the organism in Eukaryota, Viridiplantae, Chlorophyta, Trebouxiophyceae, Chlorellales, Chlorellaceae. Gene Ontology annotation, biological process: microtubule-based movement; outer dynein arm assembly. The transcript has 2 exons. The annotation marks the transcript as partial. Gene Ontology annotation, cellular component: outer dynein arm. Gene Ontology annotation, molecular function: minus-end-directed microtubule motor activity; dynein intermediate chain binding; dynein light intermediate chain binding. The record is from RefSeq and is a predicted model, not a curated record.
GCGCUGGAGGAGGACGCCGCGGCCACCCAGGCCCGCAUGGACGCCGCCAACGCGCUCAUCUCGGCGCUGGGCGGGGAGGAGGUGCGGUGGACGGCGCAGAGCCGCGCCUUUGACGACCAGAUAUCGCGCCUGACGGGGGACUGCGCGGUGGCGUCCAGCUUUGUCUCCUACCUGGGUCCCUUCAACCGUGAGUUCCGGGAACUGAUGGUGGCGCGGGACUUU